AUACUUCAAGAAGUGUAAAGGCAUCUCCAGAAACAGCUGAAAUCUUUUUUCAGAAGUUAAGAAAUAAAUAUGAAUUCACAAUCCUGGUGACCUUAAAACAAGCCCAUUUGAAUUCAGGGGUUAUUCUCUCUAUUCAUCAUUUAGAUCACAGGUACCUGGAGCUGGAAAGCAGCGGUCAUCGAAAUGAAAUCAGGUUGCAUUAUCGUUCAGGCAGUCAUCGCUCCCACACAGAAGUAUUCCCAUACAUUUUGGCAGAUGAUAAAUGGCACAAGCUUUCCCUAGCGAUCAGUGCCUCUCACUUGAUUUUACAUGUGGACUGCAAUAGAAUUUAUGAAAGAGUUGUGGAGAAGCCCUUCAUGGACUUACCUUUAGGUACAACCUUUUGGCUGGGACAGAGGAAUAAUGCACAUGGUUAUUUUAAGGGUAUAAUGCAAGAUGUGCAAUUACUUGUCAUGCCUCAAGGAUUUAUUUCUCAAUGCCCAGAUCUUAAUCGCACAUGCCCAACUUGUAAUGACUUCCAUGGACUUGUGCAGAAAAUUAUGGAACUACAAGACAUUUUAGCGAAAACAUCAGCUAAGUUGUCCCAAGCUGAGCAGAGGAUGAACAAGUUGGAUCAGUGCUACUGUGAAAGGACUUGCACAAUGAAAGGCACAACUUACAGAGAGUUUGAAUCCUGGACGGAUGGCUGUAAGAACUGCACUUGCAUGAAUGGUACUGUGCAAUGUGAGGCUUUGAUUUGUCCCCUCUCUGACUGCCCGCUUAACUCCGCCCUGACGUAUGUGGAUGGCAAGUGCUGCAAAGAAUGUCAAUCGGUGUGUAUAUUUGAAGGCAGAACUUACUUUGAAGGACAAAGAGAAACGGUGUAUUCCAGCUCAGGGGACUGUGUUCUGUUUGAGUGCAAGGACCACAAAAUGCAGCGUAUUCCAAAAGACAGUUGUACAGCUUUGAACUGCCCAGAAUCUCAACAGAUCCCUUUAUCUCACAGUUGCUGCAAAAUCUGUAAAGGCCAUGACUUUUGCACUGAAGGGCAUAACUGUAUGGAGCAUUCUGUCUGCCGAAACCUAGAUGACAGAGCUGUCUGUAGCUGCAGAGAUGGCUUCCGAGCCCUUCGAGAGGACAAUGCCUACUGUGAAGAUAUCGAUGAGUGCGCUGAAGGACGGCACUACUGUCGUGAGAACACCAUGUGCGUAAAUACACCAGGAUCCUUUAUGUGCAUCUGCAAAACAGGAUAUAUACGCAUCGAUGAUUAUUCAUGUACAG
Messenger RNA from Antrostomus carolinensis (chuck-will's-widow), 1260 nucleotides. RefSeq names its product neural EGFL like 2 (gene NELL2). The record is from RefSeq and is a predicted model, not a curated record. Gene Ontology annotation, cellular component: cytoplasm. NCBI's taxonomy places the organism in Eukaryota, Metazoa, Chordata, Aves, Caprimulgiformes, Caprimulgidae. The transcript has 11 exons. The annotation marks the transcript as partial. Gene Ontology annotation, molecular function: protein kinase C binding; heparin binding; calcium ion binding.